Messenger RNA from Miscanthus lutarioriparius, 1122 nucleotides. NCBI's taxonomy places the organism in Eukaryota, Viridiplantae, Streptophyta, Magnoliopsida, Poales, Poaceae. The record is from the annotation of a GenBank genome assembly.
AUGGUUCAGAAGAAGAAGAAAGCGGCGGCGGCGACCAAACUCCGCAAGCCGCCGAAGCGCGACGCGGAGAAGAAGCUUGGUAAGAAGGGUGACAUGGCGCAGUUCAGGGCGCAGCUGGACUCCCUUGGGCUGAAGAUAGUCGAAGUCACGGCAGAUGGCAACUGCUUCUUCAGGGCAAUGGGUGACCAGCUUGAGGGCAAUGAAGAAGAGCACAUGAAGUACCGAGCUAUGGUUGUGGAAUACAUUGUGAAACACCGCGAGGAGUUUGAGCCAUUUAUCGAGGAUGAAGUUCCGUUUGAGGAAUACUGUGACUCUAUGCUAAAGGAUGGGACUUGGGCUGGCCACAUGGAGCUGCAAGCCGCUUCUCUGCUGACAAGAAGAAACAUAUGCAUUCACAUGCUUAACUCACCACGUUGGUCUUAUCAUCAUGGUGAGCACUACAACAGUGUCAGGCUGAGAGAAGAUCCAUGUCAAGGUCCUGCAAUGCCAGUUGUCAUCAAGACUGAUGCCAAUAUAUCCAACACAAACAAUAACGCUCAAACAAAAGCAAAAGAGGUGAAGAAAUCUUCACACAGAUCAACCUAUGACCACACAUCAGUUAAAUUGGUCAUGGCUGGAACUGGAUGUUCUGACGUUGCCAUAGCUAAGCAUGUCCUGGGAGAAAUGGACGGUGAUGUUGAUGCUACCAUUGAGUACAUGAUAGCGGAGCGACUUGCAGUCAGUACUGAUGGUGCGGAGGUAGACCCUUGUAUGGACUAUGCAUGUAAUGGAGAUGAACUUAUCAAAUGGCAAGAGGAGAACAACAUGAUUGAGCACAAGGAUGAAGCAAGUUGUUCCAGCAAAGAUGAAACUGUCGAGAAACCAAAAAAAUCAGAUGUGCAAUCUAAGAAGGAGAAGUCGAAAACCAAGGAUUGUUGCUCCUGUGGAUCAGCAAGGAAGCACAAGGCGUCUUGUAGUCUAGCCACAGCAUCGUCAUCAUCAAGAGAGCCUCCAAGGGCCAAAGGCGGGCAAGGGAAAGGCCAGAAAGGAAAGAAGCAAAAGAAGAAAGAACAAGCGGAAGCAGCACCUGCCAAGGCCAAGGAGUCUGCAGUUGCGCCAGACCUAGGAGCUCUUUGCAUCUGA